AACAGAGAUAACUACAUCCAUUCCUGCAGAUUGCUUCCAGAUGGCUGCACCCUGAUUGUCGGUGGGGAAGCCAGCCUGUUAUCCAUUUGGGACCUGGCAGUUCCAACUCAAUGUAUUAAAGCAGAUAUAACAUCUUCUGCUCCAGCUUGCUAUGCCCUAGCUAUCAGCUCCAAUUCCAAGAUUUGCUUCUCUUGCUGUAGCGAUGGGAAUGUUGCAGUGUGGGAUCUACAUCAUAACCAGACAUUAGUAAGGCAAUUUCAAGGCCAUACAGAUGGAGCCAGCUGUAUUGACAUUUCUAAUGAUGGCACCAGACUAUGGACAGGAGGCUUGGUCAAUACAGUCAGAUCCUGGGACCUCAGAGAAGGGAGACAGCUACAACAACAUGACUUUACAUCGCAGAUCUUUUCAUUGGGCUAUUGUCCAACUGGUGAAUGGUUGGCAGUGGAAAUGGAGAACAGUAACGUUGAGGUACUGAAUGUUACUAAACCAGACAAGUAUCAGCUGCAUCUUCAUGAGAGCUGUGUGUUGUCACUCAAAUUCACUCACUGUGGCAAAUGGUUUGUAAGCACUGGAAAAGAUAAUCUUCUUAAUGCCUGGAGAACACCUUAUGGAGCCAGUAUAUUCCAGUCCAAAGAAUCCUCAUCUAUGCUUAGCUGCGAUAUCUCCGUGGAUGACAAAUAAAUUGUCACUGGCUCUGGGGACAAGAAGGCUACAGUCUAUGAAGUUAUUUAUUAG
Messenger RNA from Nipponia nippon (crested ibis), 735 nucleotides. The record is from RefSeq and is a predicted model, not a curated record. Lineage: Eukaryota; Metazoa; Chordata; Aves; Pelecaniformes; Threskiornithidae.